Molecule: messenger RNA, 2340 nt
Organism: Ylistrum balloti
Lineage: Eukaryota; Metazoa; Mollusca; Bivalvia; Pectinida; Pectinidae
Product: phosphatidylinositide phosphatase SAC2-like
Exons: 12
Coding region: 1-2340 (779 amino acids)
Biological process (GO): phosphatidylinositol dephosphorylation; regulation of endocytic recycling
Cellular component (GO): clathrin-coated endocytic vesicle; early endosome
Molecular function (GO): phosphatidylinositol-4-phosphate phosphatase activity
Source: RefSeq, a predicted model, not a curated record
AUGUUCUAUGGUAAGACAGACCACUUGCCAUAUUCUAAAGAAAGACAGACCACUUGCCAUAUUCUAAAGAAAGACCGACCACUUGCCUUGUUCUAUGAUUUUUCUUUGCAAAUACUUACAGAUGACCAGGAGACAUACGAGGCCUUUAAAGCACACUUUGAUGAGCAGCUGUCUAUCUACCGAUCUAUUGUGGCCAUCAACCUUGCAGAGCUCUGUGGUAAAGAGAAAGCCAUUAGUGAUGCCUACCUCAAACAUCUCCUCACCUACAACUCUCCCGACAUCACCUACGUGAUGUUUGACUUCCACGAGUAUUGUCGCGGCAUGAAAUUUGAAAAUGUUUCUAUACUAACUGAUGGCAUUAAUGAUAUCCUGAAGAAGAUGAGGUACUGUUGGGUUGACAAAAAAGGAAUGAUUUGUGAGCAGCGUGGAGUGUUCCGUGAAAACUGUGUAGAUUGUCUAGACCGCACCAAUGUUGUACAAACAGCGAUAGCUAGGAUCGUCAUGGAAACACAGUGUAGAAAGCUGGGAAUUCUGGCUCCAGAGGAGAACUUGCCACAGAGCUGCAAACUCACCUUCCAGCAACUGUGGGCCAACAAUGGUGACGUCAUUAGUAGGCAGUAUGCUGGGACAGCAGCUCUCAAGGGUGACUUUACCAGAACGGGUGAACGAAAGUUUUCUGGGAUGAUGAAAGAUGGAAUGAACUCGGCAAACAGGUACUACCUGCGGUUCAAAGAUAGUUACCGCCAGGCCUCCAUAGAUCUGACUCUGGGUCGCCCAGUUACCAUGGAGGAGUUCCUGUUGCUAGGCAACAGCAGCCCAGAAGAGGAGGAGGAUGUUGCAGAGCUGAUGGAGAAGGAACAGAAUCUCAAACUCCUGGUGGAAGAAUGUAAAGAGAUGUUGAUUGUUGAACCAGAACAAUGUCUUGGAGGUUGGAGUCUUAUCAAUGCUGACCCUGUGUGUGGUGACCCAGACCGAUCAGACAUGGAUAUGAUUCUUCUCCUGUCCCAGAGAGCUGUCUAUGUUGCCUGGUAUGAUGAUGAAGAGGAACAGCUCGUUCAAUACCAGAGAAUAUUUCUAGAGGAUAUAGAAAACAUAGAAAUAGGUUUAGAGCCCUCUUUAUUCAAGUCAAAAUUCGUGUGUAUGAGAUUGCACUACACCAACUUUGCAGAGGAUGGGUUUUUUCACACUUUCCGAACGCCCCGAACACGUCUCUUUAACAAUAUGGUUAUUGCUGUCCGCAACCAGGAGGAAUCUCGAGAAUCCCUGAAGGCUAUCCACCAGGCUUUCGCUGCAGCCAGACAGAUAUUUUCUCUGGAUCUGGAAGCUGUUGACAGACAGAAACUUGACCGGAAGAAGACUAAACCCCAUCCUGAAGUCCAGGAUAUUCAUAAACAACAACAAGAGAAUGCCUUGACAGGCAUCCAUAUUCCUCGCGAUAUUUCCUCUCCAGACCUUACCUACAAACACAAGGGCUUAGUGUCACCUGACUUCCAGAGAAAGGGCCAUAGGUCUCCUGACAUCCAACGACAGGGCCUUAGUCCAAACUCACCUGGUACAAGUGGCAACACUUCUCCAUCGACCAGCCCCGGCCGACUACGUCACAAUAUCUUACCUAACUUCGCAAAUGUCAGGAAAAGUCUUAAUUCAGGAAUCAAACUUAACUUUAAUGUACCAAAGUUUAGUUUACAAAAUGUAAGUCUAUCAAAGAGGUUCGGAAGUGCAAAAUCAAAAGAGGAUAUUGUAGAUGGAAGUAAUAACUCUGAUGACGUGAUUGCUGAUGAGCUCACACAGAAGAAAUCAAAACCAGCACUGGUGAAGGAGAGAACAUACAGUCAGGACGACUCCACUGUAGGCACCUCCACAUCAUCAUUUGAUGAGACUAUCCAAGCAGAUGAUGACAACAUUAUGUUGGAUAGUUGUGGUAUCAUUACAAAAUGUCAUCUGGGGUCAAGCAUUGAUGAGCCUGAGGAAUCUUCUGAAUGUUUGAAAGAGAUAGAGCAAGAAGUUGAUUCACUAAAACUUCAACAGGACAUUGAAGAUCAGUCUGAUGAGACCAAAGAUAAUGCAAAAGAUGUUUUACAUAAAGAAGAGGAUGCUGAAGGUGAUGAUGAUGCAUUUUUAGUUAUAGAAGAUUCAGAUGUAGAGAAACUCCUUGCAAGCAGUUCAAAGACAGUGCCAAAGAUUCAGACAGAAGAGACUGUAUCUAGUAUUAAAGUGCCAAAGAUUGUAACAUCGGCAGCAAAAACCCGCAAACUACAACGAAUCAUGGAUAUCCUACAGGAGGAUAUCAGCGAAAUGUUGGAGGGAAAGACGUGCCUCACACAGAUUGUAAUUGUAUGA